AUGAUCGCUCAUUACGAUCGCAUCCGGGACGAGCUCUUAACGGGUCGGCCUGUAUCGGAUCAGGGCGAAUCUCACAGCCGGAAAAAGCGACCGAGAACUCUAGCCUCCGACGGCCUUCCACUCCCACUCUGGCUCACUAAUGUCAUCUUCGUUAUAACGUUCGUUCUUUCUAGCUGCUACCUCCUCCGUCGCUGGCGCGAGAAAUUGGACUCGUCGGACAAGCUCCAUAAUUUAAUAUGGCGGGACUUAGCUGCUGUCACUCUUGCGAUCUGUUCGUUUAUCUACUUAAUCGGUUUCCUGGGGAUCGGGUAUGUGCAAGCGACAGUGGGACUGAGCGUUCUAUCGGACGAAGAGGAAGAGGAAGAUGAGGAGGAGGAGGAGCGGGAGGAGGAAGAGGAGGAAUCGUCAAGGAAGCUUCGUCAUAGCCAGCAGCAGGAGCAGACUAAGGAACUUACACACCGCCACCUCGACGCUCCUUCUUUUAAGUCCUAUCUCCCGCCUUCGUCCUUCCAGCCUGAGUGCGCUUCUAAAGCGAUUCCGAUUCCAUCCGCUGCAGCCCCUUCCGCUACAGUCCCUUCCGGUACAAUCACACCGAACACCAGCGCCGACAGCUUGAAAACCUUUGUUUUUAAGUCUGACAGUUCAUCCUCGUUACCAGACGUCCCGCUACAAGACCUCCCGGACGACGAUAUCGCGCGCGCCGUCGCGCGCGGCGACAUUCCCAUGCAUUCCCUCGAGGCGCAACUCGGCAACACCCUCCGCGCGGCCGCGGUCCGGCGGCGCGCCGUGGAGAUUAAAACCGGCCGGUCCUUAGCCGGGCUCCCGCUGGAGAAUUACGACUACGAUGUGAUCCGCGGCGCGUGCUGCGAGAUGGUGAUUGGCCACGUGACGAUCCCCAUGGGUGUAGCGGGACCGUUACUUUUGGACGGAACGGAAUUCUUCGUACCGAUGGCUACGACUGAAGGGUGUCUCGUUGCUAGCACGAACCGCGGCUGCAAGGCCAUCUGCGCCGCCGGCGGCGCGCGCAGCGUCGUGCUGCGCGACGGCAUGACGCGCGCGCCCGCCGUGCAGCUCCCCUCCGCCAUGCGCGCGGCGGAACUGAAGGCAUACGCGGAAAGUCCGCGCAACUGGGCGGAGCUCGCGGAAGCGUUCAACAGCAGCAGCCGGUUCGCGCGGCUGCGGAGCAUCCGCGUGGCGGUCGCGGGGCGCAACGCGUUUGUCCGCGUGGAGUGCGGCACGGGCGACGCGAUGGGCAUGAACAUGGUUUCCAAGGGCACCGCGAGCGUGCUCGGCGCGCUGCGGGACGCGUUCCCGGAUAUGCGCGUUGUGAGCAUGUCGGGAAACUACUGCGCGGACAAGAAGGCGACUGCGGUCAACUGGAUACACGGCCGCGGGAAAUCUGUUGUCUGCGAAGCCACCAUUCCCGGCCACGUGGUACGUUCCCCCCCGCCCUGCCCCCACCCGCUCCCUGCCUCCAUACGUACUGCGAUCCUCUCUUUCCCCUUUGCUCGAUCCAUGUCGGGGAAUUACUGCGCGGAUAAGAAGGCGACUGCCGUUAACUGGAUACACGGCCGCGGGAAAUCCGUCGUCUGCGAGGCUACUAUCCCCGGCCACGUGGUACGUUCCCCGCCUUUCCCCCUUGCCCCCUUCUCCGGCCCCUUACUGCGGUCAACUGGAUCCACGGGCGCGGGAAAUCUGUCGUCUGCGAAGCCACCUUCCCCGGCCACGCGGUACGUUCCUCCCCGCCCUUCCCCGCCCUCUUUUCCCACCCCCAUUACUCUCCCUACAAUCCCGGCCUCCUCACCCUCCUCCCCUCCCCGGCACCCUGCCCUCCGCACUCUCCUGCCCUCCGCACCCUCCUGCCCUCCUCCCCACCCUCCCCCGCCUCCCCCGACCUUGCUUUCCCACUCCCCUUGCCCUCCCCGACACCCUGCCCUACCCUCCUCCUCACCCCUCUGCCCUCACUCCCCUGUCCUUCUCACCCCUCUGCCCUCACUCCCCUGUCCUCCUCACCCCUCUGCCCUCACUCCCCUGUCCUUCUCACCCCUCUGCCCUCACUCCCCUGUCCUUCUCACCCCUCUGCCCUCACUCCCCUGUCCUUCUCACCCCUCUGCCCUCACUCCCCUGUCCUCCUCACCCCUCUGCCCUCACUCCCCUGUCCUCCUCACCCCUCUGCCCUCACUCCCCUGUCCUCCUCACCCCUCUGCCCUCACUCCCCUGUCCUUCUCACCCCCCUGCCGUCCUCAUUCCCUCCUCUCCUCACCCCCUGUCCUCCCCCCCUGUCCUCCAUUCCUCCUGCCUCUUCACCUUCCGACCCUCCCGACCCCUGUGUCCUCAACCUUGUCUCUACCGCCUACUGUCUUCCUUCCCCAGGUGGAAUCGGUGCUAAAGACAACGGUUGCCGCCCUAGUCGAGCUCAACACAGUGAAGAACCUCGUGGGUUCGGCCAUGGCGGGCGCGGUGGGCGGCAGCAACGCGCACGCGAGCAACAUCGUCACGGCCGUCUUCCUGGCGACGGGGGUGGUGGAAUCGGUGCUAAAGACAACGGUUGCCGCCCUGGUGGAGCUAAACACGGUGAAGAACCUGGUUGGUUCCGCCAUGGCGGGCGCGGUGGGCGGCAGCAACGCGCACGCGAGCAACAUCGUCACGGCCGUCUUCCUGGCGACGGGGCAGGACCCCGCGCAGAACGUCGAAACUGUGCUAAAGACAACGGUUGCCGCCUUGGUCGAGCUAAACACCGUCAAGAACCUGGUAGGGUCGGCCAUGGCGGGCGCGGUGGGUGGAUGCAACGCGCACGCGAGCAACAUCGUCACGGCCGUCUUUCUCGCCACGGGACAGGACCCCGCGCAGAACGUGGAGAGCUCGCAGUGCCUCACGCUUCUCGAAGCCGCGAAUAACGGCGAAGAUCUGCACGCCUCGGUGACCCUGCCUGCGAUUGAAGUCGGCACUGUUGGGGGAGGAACGUUCCUCGCACCGCAGUGCCUCACACUGCUUGAGAGCGCCAAUAACGGCACCUAUCUGCACGCGUCUGUCCCGCUCCCCGCGAUUGUAGUGGGCACUGUUGGCGGAGGAACCUUCCUCGCACCGCAGGCAGCAGCACUGGCCUUGCUGGGCGUGAAGGGCGCCCACAGGACACAGCCAGGGCUGGCAGCUGGCGCGGGUGGUGGCGGCAGCAGUGCUGGCGGGGAGCUCUCGCUCUGCUCUGGAGGCGAAUUAAACUCAUCUCUAUCCACCCCUACCUGCUUUCUUGCUACCUUCCCUCACACAGGCUGCCGCUUUGGCUUUGUUGGGAGUGAAGGGCGCCCACAGAACGCUGCCGGGGCUGAAGGCGCAGCAGCUGGCGCGGGUGGUGGCAGCAGCAAAUGA
Closterium sp. Naga37s-1 is the source of this 3366-nucleotide messenger RNA. Lineage: Eukaryota; Viridiplantae; Streptophyta; Zygnematophyceae; Desmidiales; Closteriaceae. The record is from the annotation of a GenBank genome assembly.